AUGGUAAUAACAUUGCGAGAGGAGAAGUGAAAACGUCAAUCGAGAUUCUAAAAACGCAGGAUUUGAUUAAAUAAUUAAAGCUUUUCGGCAGAUAUUCGGGCCAAUUACCGUGCAGACUCAAUAAAAGUGAAUUUUUCACUUAACAGACAUAAACAGCAUCCUGUUGCGAACCCCCCAGCACACACACACACACACACACGCAACCAUUAAUAUUUGUGAUCUAUGCGCUGCGCCUCCUUUGCUCGUACACACAAACACACGAACACUCGCACACACACACAUACACUGCGGUCGCCCCGUUCCGUCGCAGUUUUCACAGCUGCAACGCAAAUUCGAAAAAGGAGUUUGCAAAUUCGCGUCAAGUGUCCCGGAAAAGCGUAAUCAAAGCGCACUGCACUGAAUAAUCGGAUAAAAGAUGGAACAGACGCAGCAGCCGCUUUUAACUAGGAGGCUAAAGAACUGAACUGCAGCUGGGUGAGCCUCUGCGGGCGGCCAUGAAAAGCAUGUUCCGUCCUAUCAAAAAGAUUUUCACGUACAUACAGAAAAAUGCCAGCAAUGGGACAAUGUUUGGCAGCACAACUAGCGUAAACGGCGACAUUGAAGGCGUCAGCACCAGCAGCAGCGGCGGUGCAAGGUCGGAGCCGCCGAAGGAGUUGGUGUUGGAGCAGCAGCUGCAGGCGCUGGAGCAGGCGUCGGACCAGCAGCUCGAUGAUGAUGACAUUGAGCGUCAAAUAAAAACCUCGAUUAUCGAUGCAUCCAAGGUGCAUGCGGCCAAGACGAAAAUUGUGCUGCCGCUUCAGCUGCAGCUAGACGAUGAGCUGGCGGACUUUGCGCACGAGCCGGUGACACUGGCGGAUGAGGAUGACGAUGACCUGGACGAACAGUUUUUGGAGCUAGAGAAUUUUCCUAACAAUGAGAUUAUUGUUCUGAGCGACAAUGAGCUCAAUUCAUCGCUGGCCUCGGAUAACGUAUCCGAGGAUCCACUGGCGAUAGACGACUUUACGCAGCCGCUUCGACGCGAGGAGGACAACGAAGAGGAAGAGGAGGCGGCCGAGACUAGCGGUGAUUUGCUGUGGCUCAAACUGGACACGCCAUCCUCGGAGGCCACUGGCAGCAGUAGAAGCCUCAUUGUGCCCACUCCAGGCUGCAGUAGCUCAGCGGUAGCUGCAGCCAAGCCGCCCACAAAGACCAAAGAGGAGGAGCUGCGUAGCGACGGUGGCUCCGAUUCAGGAUUGGGCAGUGAAAACGAUAGACACAACACAAUGGGAACAACAGCAACCACAACAACCACGAGCGUGCCGAAACCGCUGCGCUCGAAUCUGAAGCGGCGCCUAGAUGAUGAUGCCAUGGAAUUGGCUCUGGGGCCCGACUUGAGCAGCGGUGUCAGUUGCUGCUCCAGCACACAGAAACGCUCGAAGCGUUGUAUUAACUUUGACAGCGUUAAGGUCUACUACUUUCCCAGGCAGCAGGGUUUCAGCUGUGUGCCUACCGCUGGCGGCUGUACGCUGGGCAUGGGCGCCAGGCAUAUUGCUUUCAAGACCAUGACGCUGGCCGAGCAUGCGGCGGAGCUGAGGCGAGCGCAUCGCAACCAAAAUCAGGAGCAGCAACAGCUGCAAGUGCGUGGCUCCAGCAGCGAUGACAGCGAGGAAUCCGAAGAGGAUUACCUGAGCGAGGGCAGCGGCUCCGAUGCGGACGAUGGCUCCAAUGGCUUCCUGCAGCCGGUGACACCCAAGCAGCGGCGUGCCCUGCUGAAAGCCGCCGGUGUGCGUAAGAUCGAUGCCAACGAGAAGAUCGACUGCCGGGACAUACGCAAUUCCCGCGAGGUGUGCGGCUGCUCGUGUCGCGAGUUCUGCGACCCGGAGACGUGCGCCUGCAGCCAGGCGGGCAUCAAGUGCCAAGUUGAUCGCGCCAUGUUCCCCUGCGGCUGCACGCGCGAGGCCUGCGGCAACACUGUCGGCCGCGUCGAGUUCAAUCCGACGCGCGUGCGCACGCAUUACAUACACACCGUCAUGCGGCUGGACAUGGAGCAGCGCCAGAGCCAGGGACCGCCGACCGCGAAUGGUGGCAAUGGUGGCUUGGUCUAUGGCAGCAGCGCCUCUGGCAGCAGCAGCCCUGGCGUCACAGCUGUUGCCGCUGCCGCCGCCGCCGCCUCACACUGCUUCUUCAUGCAGCCGCAGUCCAACUACAGCUCCGGCUAUGCCUCGCCAGCGUACACGCCCGAGACGAGCGUCAGCUACUACCAGCAACAACAGACUCCACAGUCGACUGCUUCCCCCGGCUCGAACAGUGGCACGGCGCAGCAGUCUAACUAUGCCGCCAGCUAUCCGCAGCUGGACAGCCUCGACUCGGGCCUCUUUGCCAGCGGUAGCAAUGCCACGCCCUCGUACGGUGAGCUGCUAACGCCCACCUUUCAUCAGACUCUCAGCUAUGGUAGCGCCCAGCUAAAUCCCUACACCGCCUAUCAACAGACGACCACUUCAUCCGGCGGCAUUGCGUCACCCGGCGCGUUCAGUUCGUGUGCUGUGCCGUCUGUGCCGCCGUUUGGCAAUGCCACCACCACCGCCUCGAAUGCUACGCAAUAUCAGCACGCGAAUGCGUUAGAAACUACCGCCGCAUCCCUGAAUACCAACAGCAGCAUAUCCAUAACGGCCAGCAGCUGCGCCACGGGCCUGGCACGGCUCGGCAGCGGCAGUGGCCCGGUCGACUUUAUUAGCCUGAAUGCGCCCAUUGGCAGUUCGUCGCGCAUCUCGCAGAUCAAUGAUCUAUUGCAGCAUAAUCGUAAUACCACCGUCGCUUUGGUGGCCGUUUCCGAGAGCUAUACCUCUGUGCGCAACAGCAGCAGCAGCAGCAGCAAUAGUAGCAGCAGCGGCGCCACAAACCCCACCAGCACCAUCGAUUCAAUUGACACGCCGCCCAUUGUGGAGGAGACGCAGCGUAGCUGCAUGACGUUCGAGGAGCUGCCGCCGCCGCUCAUCAAUCCGACGCCCAUUGUGGCCGUUGUUGAGCAGCAGCAGAACAAACAAAUACUAAGCGUGUCCACAACGCCGCAGCCGCGCCAGCCACUGGAUGCCAGCGCCAGCGUAGCCGAGUCUUUGUCAAGCAGCAGCAACUGAAGCGACGGCCUCCGGCAUAGUUUUUAUAGCAAUUUUACACAGCAGAAGACUUAAUAUUGUUUAAGUGGCAGCGAUGGAAUCAAAAUCCAUGUCGAGGAUCUAUCAUUUGUUUCUGGCCAGGCACAGCCGUGUGCCGGUCGCCUCGUCAUUUCGGACGUACCCUACUUCAGUGGCGGCAGGCGUCCAUAUAUAUAUGUGCAUAUAUGUUAAAUGCAUGCUCGCCUUGUAUAAAUCAGUUUUAAUUGUUGUAAUUCUAAUUAGUCUUAAGUACACAUUGUAAUUUAGUCACUUCGUUGAUUAGCUUUGGAUCUUAUAUUUUUCUCAACAAUAUAUCAACUAAUAUAUUUA
Drosophila montana is the source of this 3461-nucleotide messenger RNA. It is a transcript of the gene Axud1, whose product is annotated as AXIN1 up-regulated 1. The transcript is spliced from 3 exons. Gene Ontology annotation, cellular component: nucleus. Lineage: Eukaryota; Metazoa; Arthropoda; Insecta; Diptera; Drosophilidae. Bases 495 to 3113 code for a protein of 872 amino acids. Gene Ontology annotation, biological process: regulation of transcription by RNA polymerase II. Gene Ontology annotation, molecular function: sequence-specific DNA binding; DNA-binding transcription factor activity, RNA polymerase II-specific. The record is from RefSeq and is a predicted model, not a curated record.